AGGCACCAGCCAACAAUAAUUCGAGCGACCGAAACACAACGGGAAUCAAUUUGGCCUGCUCUCGCACGCAUCGAAUUCGAUAGAUUCGAUCAAUUUGUUGCAAAGGCAUCAUGGGAGUGAGAGUUGGACUUCUAUUUCUUUUGGUUUUGGGAGUUACUUGGACUUGUGAUGCUAGAACAGUGGUGACCUUCAAGCCAAAUAAAGUGGUCUAUGAUAUCUCAGGCAAUCAGAAGCAUGAAAGCAGAAUUAGAGCCUUGGAAGUUUCCCGGACUGACAGAGUGUGCACAUUAUGCGAGGAGUUUACUACAGAGGCAAUUGGUUACCUCUCUGAAAACAAAACCCAGACAGAAGUAUUGGACAUGCUUCACAAAGCAUGCUCACGAGCAUCUUCGUUCAAGGAACAGUGCUUGAUUUUGGUGGACUAUUAUGCUCCUUUGUUCUUCCUAGAAGUUUCCUCCAUACAGCCAGGAGAUUUCUGUAUGAAGGUCAAUCUCUGUGAGCAAAUUGCACUUAUUUCUCCUAAAAUACAUGAAGAUACAUGUGGAAUAUGCCAACGUGCUGUAUCAGAAGUGUUGAUCAAGUUGAAAGAUCCUGACACACAGCUGGAGAUUAUUGAGCAGCUUUUGAAGGCAUGUAAUUCCAUGAACAGCUUCACUACGAAGUGUAAGAAGAUGGUCUUUGAGUAUGGGCCCAUUAUCCUUGCCAACGCAGAGCAGUUUCUUGAAACUACAGAUGUAUGCACCAUCUUGCAGGCCUGCAAAUCACACACUGAAACAGCAAGACAAUCAUUACUGUCGGUAGGUGUACCAUUGCUGGCCGAUUCAUAAUUUAUGGCAGGAAAGUUGAAAAAACUGGGGAAUGGGAUCUGCUCCGUGCCCGGCUGUUACUAUUCUUCAACACAAGUUCAUGUAUGAUAAUCAUUAAUCAAAACGUAAAGUGAUUUGUGUUCCACUCGUGGAAAGAAUAAUAUGAUUGUGCUGUACUGUUGUAAAAUUUCAGUAUUAUUUCGAGUUAUAUGAUUCUGAAAACUGUCUUCACAACAGAAA
Molecule: messenger RNA, 1046 nt
Organism: Tripterygium wilfordii
Lineage: Eukaryota; Viridiplantae; Streptophyta; Magnoliopsida; Celastrales; Celastraceae
Product: prosaposin-like
Exons: 6
Coding region: 111-827 (238 amino acids)
Biological process (GO): lipid metabolic process
Source: RefSeq, a predicted model, not a curated record